This is a messenger RNA of Cynara cardunculus var. scolymus (artichoke), 1534 nucleotides long. Its product is annotated as putative receptor-like protein kinase At4g00960. Gene Ontology annotation, molecular function: protein kinase activity; ATP binding. Gene Ontology annotation, biological process: protein phosphorylation. Bases 48 to 1355 code for a protein of 435 amino acids. The record is from RefSeq and is a predicted model, not a curated record. The transcript has 6 exons. Lineage: Eukaryota; Viridiplantae; Streptophyta; Magnoliopsida; Asterales; Asteraceae.
AUCUCAUCAUUCAAUUUCAUGGGUUGGUUUAGUUAGCAGGAAGCAGGAUGACCAAAUCUAACAGCUUCUUCCACAAAUUGGUCAAACCAUUCAAGUUCAAUCCAACAAAAGAAAUUCAACAAGUAGAACUAGAAAAGAUUGCUGCCCAAGAACAGAAGAUCUUCAGCUUUCAAACCCUAGUUUCUGCAACCAAAAAUUUCCAUCCAGAUAACAAGCUUGGUCAAGGGGGUUAUGGCCCUGUUUUCAAGGGGAAGUUGGAGGAUGGGAGGGAGAUUGCUGUGAAGAAGUUGUCACAAUCGUCAAGCCAAGGGAAAAAGGAGUUCAUAAACGAGGCCAAACUAUUGGCACGGGUGCAACACCGAAACGUUGUGAGCCUGUUGGGGUUUUGUGGGAACCCGGAGAAGCUCUUGGUAUACGAAUAUGUUGUGCACGAGAGCUUAGACAAGCAUCUUUUCAAAUCAGCAAAUCGGGAGGUGCUAGAUUGGAAGCGAAGAUACGACAUAAUUGUUGGUGUCGCACGUGGCUUGCUUUACCUUCACGAAGACUCCCAUGAUCGUAUCAUCCAUAGAGAUAUCAAAGCCAGCAAUAUCCUAUUAGACAACAAAUGGAUACCCAAAAUUGCGGAUUUUGGCAUGGCUAGACUCUACCCUGAAGAACAAAGUCACGUUAACACCCGUGUAGCUGGUACCAAUGGGUAUAUGGCACCAGAGUAUGUUAUGCAUGGUAAUCUAUCGGUGAAGGUGGAUGUCUAUAGCUUCGGCGUGGUGGUUCUCGAGCUCGUUAGUGGUGAAAAGAACUCGGCUUUCAACCUCGAUCCUGAGUGCCAAAAUCUACUAGAUUGGGCAUACAAGCAGUACAAGAAAGGCAAAAGCCUUGAAAUUCUUGAGUCAUCGCUGGCUUCUUCGGCUGACCUGGAUCAGGUGUCGGCGUGCAUACAGAUCGGGUUGUUAUGCACCCAAUCGGACCCCCAACAACGGCCCACCAUGCGGCGGGUGGUCGUGAUGCUAACUAGGAAAACGGGUGCACUAGAUGAGCCAAGCCGGCCUGGUUACCCGGGCACAAGGUACAGAAGGUCACGUAGACUGGCUACAUCAUCCUCUAUGGCAGGGACAUCGGGUGCAUCAAGUUCCGAGUCAUCCACCAUCGCCACCAGUUCCACCACCAUGGGCACAAGUAGCACAUCUGCUUUUGUGGUGUCGAAUUCUCGUUCUUCACUGACCACCACCACGGCCGCCACAGGUACUGCUGCUCUUGGCGACUCGAGUUCGGUUCCCGAUUGGAAGCUUGAACGGCCCUUUUUUGUGGGUUCAACAUCAGAUCCUCAUGGUAAACGACCAAUGGAGAUUCAAGAUUGAUUUGAUAAGCUUGUGGUUGGGGAGUGGUGCCUUUUCUUUUUCCACAAAAAUGAAGCUGUAUAGCUUAGUUAGGAGGUAGGAUUGAGGUAAAUAGCAAUUAGCAAGGACUACAAUCUUUUAAUAUCUUAAAAUAUUUUUAUAUUAUAUAUGUAUAGAUGAACGAUCAUGUGAGAAUAGGA